This is a messenger RNA of Eubalaena glacialis (North Atlantic right whale), 417 nucleotides long. RefSeq names its product thyroid stimulating hormone subunit beta (gene TSHB). Gene Ontology annotation, cellular component: extracellular region; cytoplasm. NCBI's taxonomy places the organism in Eukaryota, Metazoa, Chordata, Mammalia, Artiodactyla, Balaenidae. The transcript is spliced from 2 exons. Gene Ontology annotation, biological process: G protein-coupled receptor signaling pathway. Gene Ontology annotation, molecular function: hormone activity. The coding region runs from base 1 to 417 and encodes 138 amino acids. The record is from RefSeq and is a predicted model, not a curated record.
AUGACUGCUAUCUUCCUGAUGUCCGUGCUUUUUGGCCUUGCAUGUGGGCAAGCAAUGGCUUUUUGUAUUCCAACUGAGUAUAUGAUGCAUGUCGAAAGGAAAGAGUGUGCUUACUGCCUAACCAUCAACACCACCAUCUGUGCUGGAUAUUGUAUGACACGGGACUUCAAUGGCAAGCUGUUUCUUCCCAAAUAUGCUCUGUCCCAGGAUGUUUGUACAUAUAGAGACAUCAUGUACAAGACUGUAGAAAUACUAGGAUGCCCACGCCAUGUUACUCCUUAUUUCUCCUACCCUGUAGCUAUAAGCUGUAAGUGUGGCAAGUGUAAUACUGACUAUAGUGAUUGUAUACAUGAGGCCAUCAAAACAAACUACUGUACCAAACCUCAGAAGUCCUAUGUGGUGGGAUUUUCUGUCUAA